Messenger RNA from Penicillium chermesinum, 3564 nucleotides. Its product is annotated as condensin subunit YCS4. Gene Ontology annotation, biological process: meiotic chromosome condensation; mitotic cell cycle; mitotic chromosome condensation. Gene Ontology annotation, molecular function: histone binding. The record is from RefSeq and is a predicted model, not a curated record. The transcript is spliced from 6 exons. Bases 1 to 3564 code for a protein of 1187 amino acids. Gene Ontology annotation, cellular component: condensed chromosome, centromeric region; nucleus. NCBI's taxonomy places the organism in Eukaryota, Fungi, Ascomycota, Eurotiomycetes, Eurotiales, Aspergillaceae.
AUGGAAGAGAGAAUACAAUUCGAUAUCAACGAUUCGCUCAAGUAUUACUUGAGUGAUCCAGCUUCUAUACCAACACCUGAUGCUGAACCGGAACUCCUCGACUGUGAAAAUGACCCCGACCAGUUGUCGCCCGCCCUAGUGGAUAAUGUAUUGAAUCCGAUCGUGGAUGCUGUUGCGGAGAACCCUGAAGGAUUGACGAGGGCCUCAUUCUUUGAUUCCCUCCAACUGUUGUUAAAAUAUCCGACCCUCCUCUCCGCCAAAUCGCUAAGCAAGGUGCUGGACCUGAUCGUAUCUGGACUCUCCGUGGAAGCCGACAUUAUCCAUGGAGACCUAGAAGCUGACGAGCAGGAUGCGAUCCAACACCACAAGCAGCUCCUGGAAAUGUACGGAUUUCUCCUCCAAUGGGCCCUGUCUGCCGUCGAGGUGAAAGCCGCCGAAAAAACUGCUGAGUCUGCGCCUGCCCGCCGUGGAGGACCCAAGUCGAAGAAAUCCGCCAAGGAUGGCCAAUGGGAUUGGACUCCUCAAAUUCAGAUUUCUAUGGAGACCAUGUGCAAGGUAAUGAAACUAAAACUGAGCCGCAUAUUCCUAACCACCUCGGACCGCGAUACCUUCAUCAACCUUUUCACGCGCACAAUCUAUCUCAUUUUGGAGAGUGAGCAGCGGGUCAAAAGUAUGGCGAUUCGCAUGCAUGCGUUUAAGGUCUUGUGUAUCGCUGUAAAGCAUCACGGCCAUGCAUUUGGUGCCCAAACAUCCAUCGUACAAAGUUUGACCUACUUCGAGCAUCUAUCAGAGCCCAUGGCCGAGUUCCUGCACAUCCUUUCAGAGCAAUAUGACUAUCCGCAGCUUUCGGAUGAGAUUUUGAAGGAACUUGGAAACAAAGAGUUCAAUUCCAACGAUACGCGAGGGCCGAAAUCUGUUUCAGCAUUCAUAAUCAAGCUAUCUGAGUUAGCUCCAAGGUUGAUUAUCAAGCAAAUGACCCUCUUAGCGAAGCAGCUUGAUAGUGAGGCAUAUACAUUGCGAUGCGCGGUCAUAGAGGUCUGCGGCAACCUCAUUUCUGACUUAAGUCGACAAGAAGAACCCAGCGAAAACUACAAGACCCAAAUCAACGCCUUUUUCGACGUGCUGGAGGAGCGGUUCUUGGAUAUCAACCCAUAUUGUCGAUGCAGGACAAUCCAAGUCUUCAUGCGCAUCUGUGACUUGGAGCAGAAGUUCCCCAAGAGACGCCAACGCGCUGCUGAGCUAGCCGCGCGAAGCUUGGAAGACAAAAGCAGCAAUGUGCGACGUAAUGCGAUCAAAUUACUUUCAAAGCUUGUCGCAACGCACCCCUUCAGCGUCAUGCACGGUGGCCAACUUUCAUACAAGGACUGGGCGGAGAGAUUGGACGGUGUAGACGCAGAAUUAAACGCCUUGAGACCCCCCGAGACCCCCGGCUUCGACGCAGAUGUUACUCAGAUGCCAGAUAGUGAACUUUUGGAUGAAGCAACUCAACUGCCCGAUGACUCUCCUUCGAAAGCCCCCAGAAUGACCGAAGAAGAGAAGGAAAUAGCUGUGCAAAAGGCAGCAGAACAAGCGGCGAUUUCGGAAUUGUUGACUCGCUUGCAACUCACGAGAAAGUACUACAAUGAGGCGUUGCGCUUCAUUGAAGUUCUUCACUCUGGUUCCACCAUUGUGUCCCAGCUACUCUCUUCCCGUAACAAGAGUGAAGUCAUCGAAGCCAUGGACUUUUUCGUGGUGCUUGACGCCUACAAGGUCGAGACUGCUCGAGCUGGAAUCAGACGCAUGCUCCGUUUGAUCUGGACCAAGGGCAACAGCGAUGAAGGAAAAGGUGUCCAGACUCAUCUCAUUGACUGCUAUAAGGGCCUCUUUUUUGAUGCGCCAGCCUCCUUCAGCUCUAAUGACGCAGCGAACUACAUUGCGCGGAACAUGAUUAGUCUGACGUUUGGAUCAACACCAGCCGAACUCACCUGCCUUGAGCAACUGAUGAGUACAAUGAUGAAAGCUGGGCACAUAUCUGACGCAGUGAUAGCCAAGCUUUGGCAAGUCUACAGUGUUCAGAAGAAAGAAAUUUCGAAAACUCAACGCCGAGGCUCAAUUAUCGUACUCGGAAUGCUUGCAUUAGCUGACCCCGAGGUGGUAGUCAAGGAGAUUGAGGCGAUGCUACGGAUCGGCCUUGGCGGGCUGGGAAGAUCUGAUCUUGUUCUGGCUAAGUACACAUGUAUUGCUUUACGACGAAUGAUGCCUGGUCGCCAGGCCAAGUCCAAAGAUAUUGGCAUUUCCAAAAUUGCCAACGACCAUGCGGUUCUGACCAAGCUCGCUGCCAUGCUCGAGAUCAGCUCUAAUAGCAAGGAGUGGUAUGGUGUUGCAGAGCAGGCAGUUGGUGCUAUCUACACCCUUUCAAAGCAUCCUGAUGCUCUUUGCUCAGACAUUCUCCGCCGGAAGACUCGAUUUGUUUUCCAGCCUCAUCUUCAACGCCCCUCAUCUUCCCAUACCUCAGCGGAAGGCGAAGAGCAAAGACCCGGGACUGCUUCGACUGAUGAACAAGGUUCAAAGCUCAAGCCUUCAUCUGCGGCCCUGUCGCAGCUUCUCUUUGUUGUUGGCCAUAUUGCCAUCAAGCAAAUCGUUCAUCUCGAGCUGUGUGAGCUUGAUUUCAAACGCCGUAAGGCGGAGCAAGAGAAGAACAAAACCGCAGAGGCUGCUGCUCAGAGGAACACAGACAAUACCGAUGAUGACGAACUCGAUCUCAUCGGAGGUACCACCGAAGACGACUUUACGGAUGCCAUGGCUCAUAUUCGGGAGCGUGAACUUCUCUAUGGAGAUAACUCCCUUCUCGCCAAGUUCGGACCCUUGGUUGCCGAGAUUUGUGCCAACAACAAUACCUAUGCGGAUCGUGAUCUGCAAGCAUCGGCUACAUUAUGUAUGGCCAAGCUGAUGUGUGUAUCCGCGGAAUACUGUGAGAAGAACCUACCACUUUUGAUUACGAUUAUGGAGCGCUCCGAAGAUCCCAUUGUUCGCAGCAAUGCUGUGAUCGCACUUGGAGAUAUGGCUGUCUGCUUUAACCAUCUCAUUGACGAAAAUACGGAUUUCCUUUACCGACGUCUCAACGAUGAUGAUGCCUCUGUCAAGCGCACAUGUCUCAUGACAUUAACCUUCCUUAUUCUGGCUGGUCAGGUCAAGGUCAAAGGCCAGCUCGGGGAGAUGGCUAAAUGUCUGGAAGACGAAGACAAGAAGAUCGCGGACCUGGCGCGGAUGUUUUUCACAGAACUGGCUACCAAGGACAACGCUGUUUACAACCACUUUGUCGAUAUGUUCAGUCUGUUGAGUGCUGAGCGUAACCUCGACGAGGCAGCCCUCCGGCGCAUUGUCAAAUUCUUGAUUGGAUUUGUUGAAAAGGAGAAACACGCUCGACAAUUGGCCGAUAAACUCGCUGCUCGACUCCCGCGGUGCGAAACUGAGCGGCAAUGGAACGACGUUGCCUACGCCUUGUCGUUAUUGCCUCACAAGAACGAGGAGAUCACGAAGACCGUGACAGCGGGCUUUAGCAAAGUUGUGAGCGCCACGGCUUAG